Messenger RNA from Clarias gariepinus (North African catfish), 1798 nucleotides. It is a transcript of the gene meox1, whose product is annotated as mesenchyme homeobox 1. Gene Ontology annotation, molecular function: DNA-binding transcription factor activity, RNA polymerase II-specific; RNA polymerase II cis-regulatory region sequence-specific DNA binding. The record is from RefSeq and is a predicted model, not a curated record. The transcript has 3 exons. NCBI's taxonomy places the organism in Eukaryota, Metazoa, Chordata, Actinopteri, Siluriformes, Clariidae. Gene Ontology annotation, cellular component: nucleus. Gene Ontology annotation, biological process: positive regulation of transcription by RNA polymerase II. Bases 492 to 1268 code for a protein of 258 amino acids.
UUGACAGGAAUGCUUCAGAACUGCGAGAGUGGCCCAUGCAGCUGGGAGUGGAUACAGUGGGUUAACCUUAAUGCUGAAUUAGAGGGUGUGAGAGUGUGGGCCACAACUUCUUCACACACAACUCUUUCAGAGAGCCAAGGAGUGUGUGUGUGUGUGUGUGUGUGUAAGAGAGAGAGAGAGAGAGAUACAGAGAAAAAGAUGCUGCAGUAACACCACUGCUAGAGGGUCCUUGACCUCACACUUUGUGUUAAGUUAUAGUCCAACACUCUGAAGCAGUGGGAGAGAAGUUUGGCGAGUGACUGUGCGAUUUGACAGGAUUGACUUUGCAAGAUGACGAUCCGUGUAUAAAAACAAAAGCUAAAGUGGACGUUUCCCACACAGACUUGCAUCAGCGCCAACCAGCUGCCUCGCUGAGGGACUUUUGCUUCAUAUUUGGUGUGUGUAGUGGUGUUUGUGUGUAAGUGCCUCUAAACUUCCAUUUCUGAUUCAGCAUGGAUCAACCAGCUAGCAGCUGUAUGCGAAGCUCUCAUCCUGGCAGUGCUCUUUGGGGUUGUGCCAGAGCCCCUCACCCUGCCAGUGUCUCCGGAGGCGCUCUACAGCCGUACCAGCAAGCUGCCUUCUCUCUGCAUCAGAAACCUGACUUCUUGACCUACACAGACUUCUCCAGCUCGUGCUUGGUGCCAGCGCCGCACUCGUAUCCGCGGGAUGAAAGGCUGUACCAGGAGGCACAAGGCAUGUACCAGCGGGCAGAAUGGCAGUUCAGCCCAUGUGAGACACGUGGCAGGGGUCAGGAGCCCUGUCAUACAGCUGCUGUGACAGUUGGAGCUGCUGGAGGAACAGACAUGAGCAGCGCAGAAACAGACCGGCUGCCUGAAACACUGACAUCCGGGCUGGAGGGAGAUUACUUGCCUCAGAACAUAGCCACUACUGAUACAGAGAAGAAGAGCUGCAAGAGGAAACGAGAACUCACAGAUAUCCAGGACUCCGGAUUUAAGCCUGACUCAAACUGUAAAGCGAGAAAGGAAAGGACAGCCUUUACUAAAGAGCAGCUGAGAGAGCUGGAGGCUGAGUUCACUCAUCACAACUACCUGACUCGCCUGCGCCGCUAUGAAAUUGCUGUUAACUUGGACCUCACAGAGAGACAGGUAAAGGUGUGGUUUCAGAACAGACGCAUGAAAUGGAAGAGGGUGAAAGGUGGACAGCCUGCUUCCCCUCAUGAUCUGGAAGCAGAUGAGUUGGAUUCUGCAGCCUCACCCAGCUCUGAGUGAUGACCCUGACUUUCACUGCUACAGAGGAGCCAUAAAUAUGAAACAAAAUGAACACCAUGUCAGGUUUUACUCCAGUCCCUUUACACAUCCAGAUAAACUGUUUCAUGGAGGAUAUUUCUCACAUUUGGAUGGACACCAUUCUUACUGGCCACUGGUGUGGACAUGGUGUGGACAUUCACUCGCAAGCUGAGAACAUUAUAUCAGAGAAUAUAUUUCUCAAACGUAAAUGUGAUUCAUAUUCAUUGUUCAAGUCUGUUUAAUACCUUUUGCCCCCAGUGAUGACAAGUCGAUGUAACCACACUGCAGUGGCAGAGGUUUUAAAGCCUGACUGUUCAAGGAUCACAGGAUCACUCAGAAGAUGAGGAUUGCUCAUCUGAGGCCAAUGCACCAGUCCUUAAUGUUACAUUUCUUUGUUUUAUUAUAAGUCAUGCUGUCAAGUUGUUUUUAAAAUACCUUUUCUGUUGAACAGUUGUUUUCAAUAGUUUUACCUCUUUUUUUCCAUUGAAUGUAAUGAAAUUGAUAAGACACAG